Molecule: messenger RNA, 2744 nt
Organism: Chaetomium fimeti
Lineage: Eukaryota; Fungi; Ascomycota; Sordariomycetes; Sordariales; Chaetomiaceae
Exons: 1
Coding region: 231-2744 (837 amino acids)
Molecular function (GO): protein binding
Source: RefSeq, a predicted model, not a curated record
AAGACGCCGAUGCAGACAGCCCGGGGCGAGAGUCCCAAACGGGUCUUGCAGGUUCAAAUCGAGUCCGAGUCUCUUGAACUGGAAGACGGACAAACCCGACAAGCCCUACGAACCCCAUCACCCCUCCCCCUCUCUCAGUCGCUGUUACGUCUGUCACCUUCUCACCCCAACCCCGCAUCCACCCGUUGGGAUUAAAAGUGCCAGGAGUAACUACCGAUGCCGCCUCUCAAAUGCCACCCAGGACGUUCGCCCUCGACUUGAGCAGUCGGUGCAGCAGCUAUGUCUGCAAGUCGUGCCUCGACAGUUUGCGGCCCGUGAAUGCCAGCUUCCGACCAUGGCUCGCCAGACCAUCAUCAUCAAGAAGCGCCACCCGACGACCUCAACCACCCCCUCGCAUGCCCCGGCAGGCUGAGGGCAAACCGGACCCCGCAGAGCUUCAGAGAAUCCUCACUGAGGAAUUCGAACGCGGCCCCGACUCCCCCGCCUCUACCUCUGAGAACGGAUUAGAUGUCAAAUUCUUCGACCAGGAAGCCCCCGGGCGAAUUCGGCGCCUGCGCGAUAAUGACGAGUUUGGAGUGGUUGCGGGCGGCUUGGACUCCGAGGUUGAGACGGCCAUCAACGACCUAGAGAAGAAGAUGAUUAGCACCGUUAAGAUGCUGGAGCGCAUGGAGGUGCAGGGCGGGCAAAGCGGGCAGGAAAAGGCAGACAAGCUGCGGCAACAGUUCAAAAAGACCAUCGGGGUGCAAUACAAAGACAAGACUGGUCCAGCGGCCGAAGCGCAUCGGUUGAUGCACAUUCCGAGAUUCACCGGCCCGCGCCAACGGCACGUAACGAACCUGAACACCUUCCUGGCCCGGAACGACGUGGUCAAGGGCGGCAUCCCGAGGGACAGGGACGUGGCAGAAUGCUGGAAGUACUAUUCCGCGGCGAGGAGAUCACUGGCGUCGGCGUGGCAGAACGUGCCGCAAGAAGUGUGGAAUUACCUGUGGAUGAUUCUGUCGUGGAAAGGGGAAGGCGUUCAGAACCCCAACCGCAUGCAACACGUCUACAUCCUCGCCAAAGACAUGCAGGCCGCUGGCGUGCCUUUGCGAGACUCGCAACAACUUCUCGCCAUGGAAGCCAUGUUUAUCGAUGGUUGGCAGGAGGAGGCCAUCGAGGUUUGGAAGAAGGGCGUUGUUACCCUUGGGUCGAAGCCCGAGACCUUCAAAGACUACUGGGAGCUCGGUGUCCGCAUGUGCAGCUUGCACGGAGACACAGAACGGGCACAAAAAGCCGCUGACACCCUUCUCAAAUCCUCGCACCCGCCCAACCCCCGCAUCCUCCUCCCCAUCACACGGGCAUUGGCGGCGAAAAAGGCGACCGCCGACCAGGCCUGGGAGUCGUACACCAACAUGCGCACUCUCCUCGGAGAGACCAUGACAAUCGAAGAUUACGAUGAAGUAAUUGCCAUGUUCCUCACAUCCGACUGCGUCGAGUAUGCUCUGCAGGCCUUUGUCGACAUGAUGUUCUCGCGCGCCAUUGACAUCCGUGGGAAGACUAGGUUGCCGCUACGAGUGGCCAACCAUUUCUUUAUCGGCAAGUGGCUGAAACGACUCAUUGGAGCAGGCGACUUAGAGGGUGCCUACAAGGUGGUGGUCUAUGUCCAGAGCAGGGGAAUAACCCCCUCGCCCAUCCAAGUCAAUGGCCUCAUCGCCGCCUGGUUGAGGUCAGGAUCCGCCGAGAAUGUCGAGAAAGCUGACGCCCUGGCCUGGGACAUGAUUCAUGCUCGUUUGGACUUCGUCAAGUUGCGACAGCGACAGGAUGUCGUCGGAUCCCAUGAAGCCGACGGCACCUCUGUAACCCAGAAGGCCGACGCCGAGCCAGGAUUCAUCUACUACCCGACUCGCGCGACCGCCGAGACAUUCUCCAUUAUCGCAGAAAAUUACUGCUCUCGCGGGCUUCACGACCGGCUGCAGAAGCUGUUUGAUGUCCUCGAGCAAGCCCAGAUCGGCCCGGACAGCUUCCUCAUGAACCAAAUCAUCCGCUCCUACUCCCUACAUGGCGAGGCCGCCGAGGCGGUCAACCUCUACCACGUCAUGACCGAGGAGCAGCACAUCCGGCCCGACGGUCACACCUUCCUCACUCUCUUCAACAGCCUCUCAGUCAACCGCCUCAUCCAGCGCGACCCGAUCCUCACGAAGCAAGACAUCGCCACGGCCCGGCGCUUCUUUCGCGACAUGAUACGCGCCGAGUGGACGUUUGACUCGCCCGACACCCUCGUCCAGCUGCCGCGCACGGUGCUCUUCAGCAUGCUCAAGGCCAAGGACUUCCGCGGCAUGAUCGUCGCCGCGCGCGCCAUGAGGGAGCUCUUCGCUUUCCACCCGACCGAGGCCCUGCUCAUCGAGAUGGCCACGGGCGCCGGCUCCCUGCAGGUCAAGACCAAGCGAAACAUGCAGCGCCUAGUCGGCGGCCGCCACACCAUAGGGAUCCUGAUGAAGAAGCACCGGACCGAGCUGAUCCAAGCCGGCCAUCCGGGCGUGGAGAUGACCGAGGAGGAGCAGGUCAACGAGCUUCACGACGUGCUGGAGAAGCUUGUGCUGCACAAGGCCGGCGCGCUGGACAUGGCCCCCGAAGAGGUGCGGCCGCUGUUGGAGGAAGCCGCCGAGGAAAUGGGCGUGUAUGAUAUUGUCUUCAAGAAGGACCCCGACCAGAUCGCGAAGCACAGGAAGCUCGACAAGCGGAUGCCAGGGUUUGAGCUUAUGUAG